AAAGUUUUCAAUUCUGUCACGCAAAGACAACUUAUCUGAAAUAUCUAAUCACAGUGUUUACUUUCCACUGAAAGACUUGUGCGCCUAUAAUCUGAAAAAUACAUCUUUUGCUUCAAUAACAGUGUUUUCUUCCUCCGGCGCAGCCUCUCAAAAUUUCAAAUUCCGGUCACUGUUCAUUCACACUCCGGCGAGAUGAAAAUUCCUGUAUUCCUACUUCUACUAAUCACUGUAACUCUCAAUCCAAUUGUUUCAGUCGCCGAUUCCGCUUAUCCCUCGCCGUAUGGUAUUGAAACGACUACCUCCUGUCAAUCUACUGACUUAAUUCCUGUCCGUCGGGAAGUUUACGGCAACGGAAGGAUUUUCGACAUUACUCACAGAUUGACCCCUGAUAUGCCGUCCUGGGGCUUAGAAGACGGGCUUGGCCAGUUCCUGUGGCUACCUAAGAGCAUGAAGAAUGGCUCUCUUGCUAAUAACUCCGAGAUGAAACUUCCGACCCACACUGGCACGCAUAUUGAUGCUCCUGGCCAUGUUUACGAUCACUAUUUCGAUGCUGGCUUUGAUGUCGACACUCUCGACCUAGAAGUUCUCAAUGGUCCUGCAUUGCUAGUUGAUGUUCCUAGAGACAAGAACUUAACUGCGGAUGCUAUGCAAUCCUUACAUAUUCCCAAGGGAGUCAAACGAGUACUUUUCAGAACACUAAACACUGACAGGCGGCUUAUGUGGAAAAAGGCAUUCGACACAAGCUAUGUCGGAUUCAUGAAGGAUGGAGCUCAGUGGCUAGUGGACAACACUGACAUCAAACUUGUUGGAAUUGAUUACUUAUCUGUUGCUGCUUUUGAUGAUUUGCUUCCUGCCCAUCAUGUUUUCCUGAAAAGCAGGGAGAUUAUUCUAGUAGAAGGGCUGAAGCUGGAUGAUAUAGAAGCUGGCUUGUACACUGUACACUGUCUUCCCUUAAGGUUGCUUGGUGCGGAGGGAUCACCUAUUAGAUGUAUACUGAUUAAGUAACACUCUCCUCGUAUCUGCCUCAGCCACAAGGAAGCACUGGACUGGAGAUAGCAUUGAAUAAGAAAAAAUGCUGCAAAGGGGACAUAGUUUAGGCUGUAAUUUUUAUCAGCUGUUACGCUGACAAUGCGUUGCUUGAGCAAAUAAUCUGCAGUUUUCAUGUAAUGUGUUAUGGUUUUGUGGAUUGACAGUGUCAUUAACAUAUUUAGAUCCAAGUUAUUUUUUUCGCCAUUA
Messenger RNA from Solanum lycopersicum (tomato), 1236 nucleotides. Its product is annotated as cyclase-like protein 2. Gene Ontology annotation, molecular function: arylformamidase activity. Lineage: Eukaryota; Viridiplantae; Streptophyta; Magnoliopsida; Solanales; Solanaceae. The record is from RefSeq and is a predicted model, not a curated record.